CGCAAACCACAAGUAAACCGAGCACUCGACCGGAUGUGUAUGGUGGCUUGGACUUACACCUCGAUCACCUCUUCCAUGCAGUUUACAUCACGGAGCUAUAAUCCGGUGUGCUGGCGGCAUAUCGCACAAGGGACCUCGAGGGACUCGACGCACCUAAGCGCACCCACUGGCAGGUACAAGAACUCCGUCUUCAGAACUCGUACAUAUCGAAAGUACUUGUGCAAGUUUUAGAAGUCAAUCUCAUCGCAAAGUCAACAUUUUUCAUCCUUCCACUGCUUCAAAUUAUUAUGAUCUUCAUCGAGCGCCUACUAUGUGUGGGAGCAAUCAAACAAUCGGCUGUUCCAAAAGCCACAGCCAAUGCGCAGAAACUCAUACUCGCUCUCUUCAGUUUGGUGUACAUUUUAGUUGACGGGAUCAAACGAAUAUAGCCGAAGGCGGCGCCCACAGCUCUCAUAGGCUCUUGCAUCAACAUCGAGUGUCCAGAUACACCACUGAUCGCAGCUUUUACCGGACGUCCGUACAGUUUAUAAACUGAUACACCGAGGACAAGUAUUCGGUAACGCAGGUCGUUUCUUUCUCUCCUUGUACCCUAGUUUCCCUUCCUUGAUCAUGUCGGCUGGUCCGGCUGAAGGUCUUCAGCUCGUUCGUUACUUCAAUCUCGCAGGCGCCAUCAUACUGCUUUACGACCAUCUCCUUACAUCCAAAUGGGAGGCUCAGUAUUACCUGCAAGGCCGGCUGGGUUUUGCGAAGAUUAUCUUCAUUGUUUGCAGAUACUUGGCUUACCCUGGAGUGGCCAUGGCAGUGCAACUCUUGCGUGUAGUCAGCAUCCUUCUCGCAGAAUUCCUCUUAUGCAUACGAAUAUGGAUCCUGUGGGAGAGGAGCAAACGCAUGCUAUAUACGCUCGUGGGUGUUGCAACGCCUCUAUCUUUCGGACCGGCAUAUCAUUUCUGCGCCGACCAGGUGUCUCUUAACGCCUCCAUAGUUGCUGCCAUCGUUGCCUCUUAUGAGAUAGUAUUAUUAUUGCUGGUCCUUUUGAGAUGGAGAUAUCUGCGGAAGUGUAACAGUGUGGGUACCCUCACUAGCCUCCUUGUGAAGGACGGGGUCCUUUAUAUUGUUGGCGUCAUUGCCAUAUCCCUGACGAUCGUGAUAAUUGGAUUUACAUUUUCGACACCCGAAGCUUACUUCCGAGACUGUAGCCAGAAUACAGCACCAUGUUUGAAAGGUUUCGCAAUAGGGGAUCCAGUGGGUAAAGAUACUGAUACCUAUAACAGCAUUCAAGUAUCCAUACACAGUGCCAUGGCAUGUCGCAUCAUGCUUAACUUGGUGAAGAAUGAUAGAGAGACUCAUAGCACGACGGCCAAGGGAGAUGAUUUCAAUAGCGUAGUAUUCGCAGGACCUCAAGCUACGAGCCGGCACUCGAGCUCGAGUGACUUGUCCGCAUGCGCUGUUUGA
Messenger RNA from Coniophora puteana RWD-64-598 SS2, 1452 nucleotides. RefSeq lists its product as uncharacterized. NCBI's taxonomy places the organism in Eukaryota, Fungi, Basidiomycota, Agaricomycetes, Boletales, Coniophoraceae. Bases 610 to 1452 code for a protein of 280 amino acids. The transcript is spliced from 15 exons. The record is from RefSeq and is a predicted model, not a curated record.